AGCUGCCAACUCCAGUGAGAGCGCCCAUCCUUCCGGCCCUCAGAUGGCCCCUUCUGUCCAACUGGUCCUGCUUCUCACCGUCUUGCUCAUCCUGGCAGAGACUCCUGCCUCUUUACCUGUCCACCAGGGGCGAGGAGGCUGGACCCUCAACAGUGCUGGCUACCUUCUGGGUCCUGAGUUCCACCUUCCCCAGAAGGCUGACCAAGGCAGGAAGGAGAAGACAGCCCUCGAGAUCCUAGAGCUGUGGAAGGCCGUUGAUGGGCUCCCUUAUCCCCUCUCUCAGCAGGCCUCCAAGAGGAGUCUGAGCGAGACUUUUGCUGAACCAGAGAUUGGAGAUCAGAGUGAGCUUGGCAAGAGAGUUCCCAAGAGGGGAGACAUCCUGCAGUCAUAGAUGUCUCCAAACCUCUGCUCCUCAUCCUUCUCCUCUCCAGCUCCUCCUGAAGCCCUGUCUAGACACUCUCUACUGAGACUAAAAUCCUGAAGCUAAAUCCCCAAAUCUCGUGAUGGAAUUUUGGAUCAUUUGAAGAAUUAUUCUCAAAAGUCGCUGGACUGUUUCAGAUUUUACUAAUUAAUCUUUGGAAUAAGUAUAAAGUGUUGUUAACAAACUCAAGAAUAAUUCUGAAACCAUUUAGGAGAUUCUAGGUGGGGGGUAUCAGGGAAUAUUCCUGCAGUACAUUUAAAAUAAUUGUGUUCUUUUGGAAUCAUAACAGGAACUAUUGAACAAUACAAUAUUAUUAUCCCUU
Molecule: messenger RNA, 743 nt
Organism: Equus quagga
Lineage: Eukaryota; Metazoa; Chordata; Mammalia; Perissodactyla; Equidae
Gene: GALP
Product: galanin like peptide
Exons: 6
Coding region: 44-391 (115 amino acids)
Biological process (GO): defense response to Gram-negative bacterium; antimicrobial humoral immune response mediated by antimicrobial peptide; behavioral response to starvation
Cellular component (GO): extracellular region
Molecular function (GO): hormone activity
Source: RefSeq, a predicted model, not a curated record